AUGGCACGCCUUGCAUGUGUAUCUGUUCCGACCAUUUUUAUAUUCCUCAGCGUGGCGUUCACUUCCCUGAGGCCACUCGAUACAGAUCGCCUUGCGGGAGGCGACAACUCGAUACACGCACCUCAUCUGGUUUUUGGCACUGCGAAGAUUCGCGGGCCGCUGGCGCGAGCCGCCCGACGGGGUAUCACCCAGCUCGGUCGCAAUGUCACUAAAUCGGUACGCCGGAUUGGGCGACGCGCAGGCCUUCGCAUUCUGCAGGAAGAACGCGAACCCGAGGUCGACUCGCGGCCUCUCGCUCACGGGAAACCGACAGCCGCUGUUGCGCCAGCAGAGGGCUUCUUGGGGAAAGGCAGGAGCAAGCAUCACAAAAGCCGUCCACUGUCGUCCCAUAAAGGCAAGGACGCCACUGUGCCAGAUUCAUCCUCAUCUACUGCGCACCACAUGCCGACACACGUAUCUGCCCUGGAGCACGCGCACCACCACGAAACAGCAAAGGUGAUAAAGAAGCAGCGCCCCCGUUACAUUGGACAAACAACAGUUAUUGUAGACAAGGACGCGCGUGCUAGCAAGGAUGGGGGAAUCUCUCGGCCGCCCCGCAAACUUCAGACGGUAUACACUCCCAUCAAGACGCCUGCAUCAGUCACACCCGUCCAGUCCGCUUCGUAUCCCUCGGCAGCAGGCCCUUCAGAUUUCGCUCGAAGAGUUCUGGGGUACUCACAACAAAUGCAGGGACCCGCGCAAAAUGGAGCGGUCUUUCCAGUCUACGACGUGGUUGGCUCCGCUGCGUCUGUCGUCAACGGCAUGGGGCUCCCCUCGUAUUCUUCGAACCCGCCUGCUCCUUCGGGAACUGAUGUCUUCGCUCAGCGAGGGAUGCCCAGCUACGGUUACCCGAUUUUUCCACAGGAUGGAUUGACCAGCGUAGCAAACAGCCUGGUGCAGACGCUGGCAGCAGGUCCACAAAGUCUACUUCGGAGUCCGUCGGAUGCGCCGGUUGCAACCGACUUUUGGGGACUCGGCGAACUGGGCAACGUGAUAACGAGAAAUACCAACAAUCUACUACAAGCUGUGGGCAUUGGUGCUUUUGGUGGCUGGUGA
Messenger RNA from Besnoitia besnoiti, 1095 nucleotides. RefSeq lists its product as uncharacterized. The transcript has a single exon. The coding region runs from base 1 to 1095 and encodes 364 amino acids. Lineage: Eukaryota; Apicomplexa; Conoidasida; Eucoccidiorida; Sarcocystidae. The record is from RefSeq and is a predicted model, not a curated record.